AUGUUCCUUUGUGAGAAGUGUAACAAGCAUGUUAUAAAAGUCUUUCCAAGAUAUAGGAUUAAGAUCCGAGUUAUUGACUCUUCCGAUUCAACCACAUUUGUCCUCUUUGAUAGGGAUGCAACUACCCUUUUAAAAAAAACUUGUGCUGAUAUGUUAGACACUCAUGAUAAGUUUGAUGAGUUAGUUGAUAGAAGUCUGCUUUUUAAAGUGGAAAGUAGGAACGAUCAGAAUUUCAAACUUGAGCAGUCUUUCAGAGUGAAGAAAAUAUGUGUUGAUGAUGAUAUAAUUGAGAAAUUCAAUGAUUCUUCGUUGAAAUCUGUGGAUGUUUAUGCUGGGAAUGGUGAGUUUAGCAGGGAAAAAAUGAAUAUAGUCAAUGAGUCCACUGUUAAUAUUUCAGAGGAUUUAUUAGUCCGAUUUACCAAAGAAACAAUUGAGUGUGGAUCCCAAUCACCUGAACUAAUCCAAGAUAAUCCAACCAACGAUGAUGCUAACAGUUCACAUAAGAGAGAAUAUGGAAAGAAGACUGCAUCACUUGAAUCCAUCGAAGAAGACAAUGUUCCAUUGAAGCUUUUAAAAAGAAAUAUUAAGAAGGAAAAAGCAGUGAUUUGA
Molecule: messenger RNA, 609 nt
Organism: Vigna unguiculata (cowpea)
Lineage: Eukaryota; Viridiplantae; Streptophyta; Magnoliopsida; Fabales; Fabaceae
Source: RefSeq, a predicted model, not a curated record